AUGUUUCGUUCCAGUAUCAAGCUGUGGUUGCCAAUCUCCAGUUGUCUCCCCAUUCCAUUUUCUCGUUCACGUGAAGGCGGUGAGGGUGCGCUAAAGUCGGCUACUGCGGCUACCUCGUUUACCGCCCUUGAUCCGACCGCUGCAGAACGCGACACUCCUGAGCAGUUUGGUCAGCUUCGCAGUCUUCAUCUGAUCUCCGCAUCGCCAUCGGCUGAGGAGUAA
This is a messenger RNA of Penicillium subrubescens, 222 nucleotides long. RefSeq lists its product as uncharacterized. The record is from RefSeq and is a predicted model, not a curated record. The transcript has a single exon. The coding region runs from base 1 to 222 and encodes 73 amino acids. NCBI's taxonomy places the organism in Eukaryota, Fungi, Ascomycota, Eurotiomycetes, Eurotiales, Aspergillaceae.